Aspergillus ochraceoroseus IBT 24754 is the source of this 2202-nucleotide messenger RNA. It is a transcript of the gene sac6, whose product is annotated as fimbrin. The record is from RefSeq and is a predicted model, not a curated record. Gene Ontology annotation, cellular component: cytoplasm; actin filament bundle; actin filament. Lineage: Eukaryota; Fungi; Ascomycota; Eurotiomycetes; Eurotiales; Aspergillaceae. The coding region runs from base 65 to 2032 and encodes 655 amino acids. Gene Ontology annotation, molecular function: actin filament binding; calcium ion binding. Gene Ontology annotation, biological process: actin filament network formation; actin filament bundle assembly. The transcript is spliced from 5 exons.
UAAGCAAACCCCUCCUCGACAGCUGUCAAUCGGAAUAGAGAAGGCGGAUAGAACGUCUCCCAACAUGAACGUGAUUAAACUCCAACGAAAGUACCCGCAGUUUGAACAGGGGGAGAUCUUCUCCCUGCAAGAUGCGUUCAGGAAGUUAGAUUUGGACGACAAGGGCUAUUUGGACGAGGCUACUGUCAUCAAGGCCACGCAACAGUCGGAGCGCCAACCAUACGAUGUCGUGCGUCAGACGCUGAAAGAAGUCGAGCUCGACAGCUCUCGUCGUGUAGAGCUGGAUGAUUAUGUUGAUCUUAUCGCCAAACUUCGCUUUGCCUCCACGCGAAGUGCUCCCACCCAGGACCCUGUCUCUGCGACGGUCAGGCCCGGGACUGGAGCUGCGGCACCCCGUCAUGUUUCCAAAGGAAGUGUCGGAGGAGGCAGGAUCCAUGUCCAAGGGUCCUCAUCGAAUGUUACACACACAAUCAACGAGGAUGAAAGGACUGAAUUCACCAGACAUAUCAAUGCCGUUCUCGCGGGCGACCCGGACAUUGGGCACCUUCUCCCAUUCCCUACCGAUACAUUUGAAAUGUUCGAUAAGAGCAAAGAUGGGUUAGUGCUGGCGAAGUUGAUCAACGACAGCGUCCCAGAUACAAUUGACGAACGCGUACUGAAUAAGGCCGGGAGGAAGAUUAAGGAAUUGAACGCAUUCCAUAUGACUGAAAACAACAAUAUCGUGAUUAACUCCGCCAAGGGAAUUGGAUGUUCAGUUGUGAAUAUCGGAAGUGGCGAUAUAAUAGAAGUGCGAGAGCAUCUUAUUCUAGGUCUCAUCUGGCAAAUUAUCCGCCGAGGGCUUCUCGGUAAGAUUGAUAUUAAACUCCACCCCGAGCUUUACAGACUGCUGGAGGAGGAUGAGACACUGGAACAGUUUCUACGACUUCCUCCCGAGCAGAUUUUGCUGCGCUGGUUCAACUAUCACCUGAAGAAUGCCGGCUGGGGAAGAAGGGUGACAAACUUCUCUACCGAUGUAAAAGAUGGCGAGAAUUACACUGUCCUUCUCAACCAACUGGCACCUGAAACCUGCUCACGAAGCCCCCUGCAAACCCGGGACCUGCUACAACGGGCAGAAGAGGUUCUGACAAAUGCGGAAACAUUGGGCUGCCGGAAGUUCCUGACUCCCACGUCACUCGUGGCAGGAAACCCUAAACUCAACCUCGCCUUCGUCGCCAAUCUGUUCAACACUAUUCCUGGCCUCGACCCCAUCACAGAAGAAGAGAAGCUCGAAGUUGAAGACUUUGAUGCCGAGGGAGAGCGCGAAGCUAGAGUUUUCACCCUGUGGCUCAAUUCGCUCGAUGUGCAGCCAGCCGUCAAUUCGCUGUUUGAUGACCUCCGAGACGGAACAAUCCUAAUGCAAGCAUACGACAAAGUAAUCCCAGGAAGCGUUAACUGGAGGCAUGUGAACAAACCUCCAGCAUCGGGACAGGAAAUGAUGCGUUUUAAAGCAGUGGAGAAUACCAACUACGCCAUCGAGCUUGGAAAACACCACGGUUUCUCUCUGGUGGGCGUACAAGGAGCUGAUAUUACCGAUGGCCAACGGACUCUCACCUUGGGACUGGUGUGGCAGUUGAUGCGACGGGAUAUCACAAACACUCUCUCUGGUCUCGCCAGCCGAAUGGGCAAGCGAGAAAUUACCGAUUCAGAAAUGAUCAAAUGGGCCAAUGAUAUGUCCAGAAAGGGUGGCAAAUCCUCGACAAUCCGCAGUUUUAAGGAUCAGUCUAUUGGAACCGGCGUGUUCCUUCUUGAUGUGCUUAGCGGCAUGAAAGCUUCUUAUGUUGAUUAUGACCUGGUGACCCCGGGCCACACCGAGGAACAAGCAUACGCGAAUGCUAAACUGAGCAUUAGUAUUGCUAGAAAGCUGGGUGCAACUAUUUGGUUGGUUCCCGAAGACAUCUGCCAGGUCCGGUCUCGUCUUGUUACAACUUUCAUUGGUAAGUUGCGGUUUGUCCUCGCACGCUCACUUAUGGCUACCUAUGAGAAAAUGCAAUGAAUUGACAGCGUGAUUUGAUGGAUCACUGGUGGUGAUACUAAUCGGUUCUUCUUCCCUGGUUAUGCCUGUGUUUUAUUUAUAUGUUCUUAUAUCAUAUCGGUGUGUUUUAUAGGAAUCAAUCAGUAAGUAUGAAACAGCAAGGAUAAUUAAUUUUCUUAUGCUCUGGUCUC